AUGGCGGCCAAACAAAGGCAGAAAUUGACGGCGAUGGAGACGGAGACAGCGGCGGAGACGGCGACGAUGGAUUUAAUCGGAGAAGACCUUCUGCACAACAUUCUGUCUCGGUUACCAGCAGAAUCAUGUGCAUCAGCAGCAUGUGUGAACCGUAGUUGGAAUCUCAUCAUUAAUCGCCUUCUCACUCUUCCAAAUCUUUCAUCUGCUCUUUCCUGCCAUCCUUGUCUUCAGGGUGCUGUGGAUGAGGCUGUUGACAAGGUUUUAGCUAGACCGAUCCGGCCCCAGUUUGUAAUUGCUUCCAUUGGUCCUUCUUUUGACUUGGAGGAAGCUCAGUGUCUCAUUAGUGAUAGAUUCAGUAGCGAAAUUCCAAUAAUCACUUCGAUAUCCUAUGGAGUUUUUGGGCAAGACGCUAACACUAAUGAGUUUGAAGAGGUUCAGUGGGACACAUGGGAAGACAACAAGGCUCAUGAGAAUUUUCGUGAUGAGGACGAGGGUGUUUUAGUGACUGUUGGUUUCUUGCCAGGAUUAACAGUUGAUUUAAUCCCAUUAAAAAAAACUCGGGGACUCAUGACUGAGAAUUUCGUGCGCAGUAUCAGGGAACGCUCGUUUUCUCGUUCUGGAUCAUCACCAAUGGGAAUUUUGUUAUUUUCUGACGAGGACAUUGACAUCAAACCGGUCCUUGCAAAGUUGGAUUAUGCUUUUUCCAGUGAGACUGCCAUUGUGGGUGACGCGGGUUCUAAGUUUUUAUACCAAGAUGGAAAAGCAAUUAGCCCUUCUAACAGCAGAGUGUCCAGUUCAGCUGCUGUUGCUCUUUUGUUUUCAAGGGAUACAGGCAAGCCUCCUGGUGUUGGGGAAACUCAGUUUCAUGUAAUGUUAUCCACUGGCGUUUCACCGAUUGGGCCUAAAUACAAAGCUGUUUAUGUUAAGGCAGUAUCUCAUGACAAUUCUACUCGGCUCAUGGCGACAACAGACGAAAUUGACUUUAAUAUGGAUGGUGAGACUAUUUUAGAUCCGAUUUAUGAUGAGUUGGGAGAUCAUACCCAUUCUCGAACUCUCUAUGUUGGAGUUACAAAGAUGAGGAAAUGCACUUCUCGGCAUGUGGACACAAACUGGAUAUUUAUGCGUGAAUUCCAAAUGGUUUUAAGAGGUGAUUACGAGUAUCUCUAUGUCCAUGGUGAUGGUAUCAAAAGUUACGACUCCUUCCAGUUUUACCAUGCAAAUUCUGAUUUGGCGCGUGCUUCUUGCAACAAUGUUUCAAACAAGAUGAAACUUCUGAAGCAGGAUCUAAACCACCUAACUGAUGAUCAUUCUAUUAGCAAUGGAAGCAUGGGUAUGCAGAAGAAGUCUGUUUUUGGUGGUAUGAUGUUUGCUUGCUAUGGUCGUGGCAAGUUAUAUUUCGGUAAACCUAAUGUAGAUGCCUCACCUUUCUUGGAGAACUUCCCUGGGGUUACCUUCUCAGGAACCUAUUGUAACGGAGAAAUUGCACAUGGAGAUUUUAGCUUAUACGAAAACGGGUCUAAAGAACAUAGCUCUACACGUUGCAGUUUGCACGAAUUCAGCACCGUCUACCUGGUUAUGUCGUAUACUUCUCCUACAUUGCCACAACAUUAGA
Messenger RNA from Solanum verrucosum, 1612 nucleotides. Its product is annotated as F-box/LRR-repeat protein At5g63520-like. The transcript has 10 exons. Lineage: Eukaryota; Viridiplantae; Streptophyta; Magnoliopsida; Solanales; Solanaceae. Bases 1 to 1611 code for a protein of 536 amino acids. Gene Ontology annotation, molecular function: protein binding. The record is from RefSeq and is a predicted model, not a curated record. Gene Ontology annotation, biological process: positive regulation of proteasomal ubiquitin-dependent protein catabolic process; protein polyubiquitination.